AGGGAAGGCUGACUUGGUUUGGUUAAGGGGUGAAAUCCAAGCUAAGUGCCGCACGGUGACUAGCUAGAGUCUCGUCCCGUGACAAGUGGUAUCAGAGCGUGGUUUGACAGCCUAGUUACGUGGAGGAGGAUCGUGACGAUGGCAAGCCAGGGGGUUGAGGCUAGCAAAGCUGCAGAGGUUCCAGAGGAGAGGGGUCGUCGGGAGACCCGUGGGGGCGCUCGGAAGAAGGGAAGGUCCAAGGCAUUGUCGCCAGCAUCGAGGGAUACACUCAUAGCCUUUGAGGGGAGGCUGGUCAAGCUCGAGCUAGCCAUGGGUGAUGUCCAUGAGCAGCUGGACACUCUUGAUUCUCGCAUGGAGGAGCAAGAGGACAGGGGCGGCAGUGUCGAAGAGCUUGAAGGCAAGCUCCAAGGUGCCCUUAAUUCGGUUGUCGCUGACAUGCAUAAGGCCAUGGAGGAGUUUCGCGGGUCCAUUGCAGCAGAAGUGAGUGCAAUGAAGGCGGAGCUCAGCGAGGUCAAGGGGGACCUAGCCUUGUGCAAGGCCGCCGUGGCAGCUGGCGUUGCGGCUGGCGGUGCGCCCAGCGUGGCACCCAAGCUGAAGGUGCCUGACCCGCCCAGAUAUGGAGGUAAGCGCGACUCUAAAGAACUCGAUAAUUUCUUAUGGAUGGUUGAAAGUUAUUUAGAUGCUAUGAAUAUUUCCGAUGAGUCUGCGAAAAUUCGUAUGGCAACCAUGUACUUGGAGCAUGAUGCCACCCUGUGGUGGAGACGCCGACAUGCUGAGAUGCAACGAGGCUUGUGCAACAUUAACACUUGGGAGGUGUUCAAGGGAGAGUUCCGUAAGCAAUUCUACCCCGAGAAUGCUGAAGAGGCAGCGAUGAAGAAGCUUCGUGUGCUCAAACAUACGGGGUUGAUCAAGGAUUACAUCAGGGAGUACAACUCCUUAAUGCUUGAGAUCCCCGAUAUGACUGAGAAGAAUCGGCUCCUCUACUUCAUGGAUGGACUACAGCGGUGGGCCGAGCAAGAGCUGAAGCGUCGUGGCGUUCAGGACCUUGCGUCAGCCAUAGCGGUUGCCGAAUCACUUAUCGAGUUCGGCAAGGAACCUCCUAAGAGAGGCAAGGAUAAGAAGGGCAGCUCGAGCAAAGGUGGUGGGGACAAACCGCACAAAGUCUUCAAGCCUUUUAAGGGCCCAGAAAAGGCAGGUGAUGGCGGCAAGAUGCAACCCAAGGUGAGACGGGAUUGCUACUUGUGUGGCGGUCCGCACUGGGCAAGGGAGUGCCCGCAGCGGAACAAGCUCAAUGCCAUCAUCUCAGCGAUUGGGGAGUCAUCCCAAGAGGGGGAGACGCAGUUGGGAGCAAUGCAAGUUCUCAACACCAUACGGGCUAAGGUGCAGAGUGGGGGUGACGCCAAGGCCCGUGCCAUGGCUGAACAGAAGGGUGGCGGCAAGACCCUCAAAUAUGUCACUGUCAAGAUCAAAGGGGUAAGCGUCCGUGCUCUGUUGGAUAGUGGCGCUAACCAAAAUUUGAUUGCGGUGAGUCUUGCGGAGAAGCUGGGUCUGCCAUACACCAAGGAACCAGGAUGGGUGAAGGUGGUCGACAAUCCUUCUCAGCCCAUCUGUGGUGUUGCACGCGGAGAGCCCGUGCAGAUAGGCUCAUGGUCGGGGAAGGUUGACUUGAAUGUCAUAACCAUGAGCGACUUCAAGCUGGUGUUGGGUGGGGAGUUUAUCGACCAGCUGUUGCCUUUCACCUUCACCAAAGAUGGCUGCAUACGUUUCGAGGACAGGAACGAGAGUCACAAGGUGCCACUGGAGCGGCUACCCGCUAGAGACCGCGUCCUCUCGGCUAUACAAGUGUCUAAAGGCAUCAAACGAGGUGAGGAUACUUAUUUAGCUGCUUUAAAGGAAUAUAGUACCUCGUCUCUUGAUGUCCCACAGGAAGUUCAAGGCAUUCUCUGUGAGUUCGAAGAUGUGAUGCCCCCGGAGCUGCCAAAGAAGCUUCCACCACGGAGGGAGGUAGACCAUGCCAUUGAGCUGGAGCCUGGUUCGAAACCACCAGCAAUGGGUCCAUACCGCAUGGCUCCACCUGAGUUGGAGGAACUCCGGAAGCAACUUAAAGAGCUACUGGAUGCGGGGUUCAUCCGUCCCUCCAAAGCACCCUAUGGAGCGCCAGUGCUGUUCCAGAAGAAGCAUGACGGGACCCUCCGCAUGUGCAUCGAUUAUCGGGCGCUCAACAAGAUCACAGUGAAGAACAAAUACCCCAUUCCUUUGAUUGACGACCUGUUUGACAAGCUUGGGAAGGCACGAUGGUUCACCAAGCUCGACUUGAGGUCGGGGUAUUGGCAAGUAAGAAUAGCCGAAGGGGACAAGGCGAAGACCACCUGUGUGACGCGUUACGGUGCAUACGAGUUCCUGGUGAUGCCUUUCGGCCUCACAAAUGCUCCAGCUACUUUCUGCACCUUGAUGAACAAAGUCGUCCACCCAUUCCUUGACAAAUUCGUGGUGGUAUACUUGGACGACAUUGUGGUCUACAGCGAGACACUGGAGGAGCAUAUGCAGCAUCUUCGACAAGUCUUCCAGGUGUUGCGCGAGAACGAGCUCUACGUGAAACCGGAGAAGUGCUCAUUUGCGCAACAGGAAGUGAUGUUCCUAGGCCAUCGGGUAGGCCACGGGAAGAUAUCGAUGGACUCGGCCAAGGUGCAUGCCAUCCAGGAGUGGGAGCCUCCCAGCUCAGUCCCCGAGCUGCGAUCAUUCCUUGGCCUAGUCAACUACUAUCGUCGGUUCAUCCAGGGGUAUUCGGCAAGGGCCACACCCUUGACAGACUUGCUCAAGAAGAAGGUCUCGUGGGAGUGGACAGCGGAGUGUCAACGAGCCUUUGAGGACUUGAAGCAAGCGGUGAGCCAAGAACCAGUGCUCGCACUGCCCGACUAUGGGAGGCCUUUCGAGAUGCACACUGACGCGUCGGACUUGGCGAUCGGAGGAGUCUUGAUGCAAGAUGGCCAUCCCAUAGCGUUUGAGAGCCGCAAGCUCAAUGACACGGAGAGGCGGUAUCCGGUGCAUGACAAGGAGAUGACCGCCAUCGUCCAUUGCUUGCGGGUAUGGCGUCAUUACUUGCUUGGGAGCAGGUUCGUGAUCAAGACUGAUAACGUAGCUACGAGCUACUUCCAAGGGCAGAAGAAGCUCACGCCCAAGCAAGCAAGAUGGCAAGACUUCUUGGCUGAAUUCGACUAUGUGAUGGAAUACAAGCCUGGGCGGGCUAACGUUGUGGCAGAUGCGCUGAGCCGCAAGGCUAUGUUCGCCUCCAUUAGUCGACCUGAGGGUAACAUACUGGAUCGUGUCAAGGAGGGCCUGGCGCAUGAUCCCUUUGCCAAGAGUCUUAUGGAGUUGGCUCGUGAAGGUAAGACGCGACGAUUCUGGUGCAAUGAUGAUGCUUUGUAUACUGCAGGGAAUCGCCUAUAUAUCCCGAAGUGGGAAAAUUUACGACGUGAGCUGAUGAAGGAGUGCCACGACUCGAGGUGGGCUGGACAUCCAGGAAUCAAGCGCACCAUGGCACUGGUGGAAGAAUUAUAUUAUUGGCCACGAAUGCGAGAUGAUGUUGAGGCCUAUGUGAGGACGUGCCUGGUGUGCCAGCAAGACAAAAUCGAGCAGCGGCAACCUGGGGGCCUCUUGGAGCCCCUACCAGCCCCAGAACGCCCAUGGGAGUGCGUCACCAUGGACUUCAUCUCAGCUCUCCCACAGUCUGAAGGGUGCGGGUCUAUACUGGUCGUAGUUGAUAAAUUUUCGAAGUAUGGAACCUUCAUCCCAGCUCCACGGGAUUGCAAGGCGGAGGAAGCAGCACGCUUAUUUUUCAAGCACGCGGUGAAGUAUUGGGGGCUUCCUCACAUCAUCAUUAGCGAUCGGGAUCCAAGGUUCACGGGGAAAUUUUGGAGGGAACUCUUCAAGUUCAUGGGAUCAGACCUCCACUUCUCCACGAGCUUUCAUCCGCAAACGGACGGACAAACGGAGCGGGUGAAUGCACUACUGGAGCUGUAUUUGCGGCAUUUUGUAAGUGCCAAUCAACACGACUGGGCAAAAUUGUUGGACGUGGCUCAAUUUUCCUACAAUUUGCAGCGGAGUGAGGCCACCCAGCAAAGCCCCUUUGAGAUCGUGACAGGCCAACAACCGUUGCCACCUCACUAUGUGACGCGAGGCUAUACUGGUGCAAGUCCUGCUGCAUACAACUGGGCAAAAGAUUGGCAGGAGCAGCUGGAUGUGGCUAAAGUUUACUUGGACAAGGCCUCCAAAAAGAUGAAGAAGUGGGCAGACAAAAAGCGACGGCCGCUGGAAUUCCGAGUGGGCGACCUUGUGAUGGUGAAGCUACCCGCCCAGCAAUUUAAAGCCUAUCGACAAGUCCACAAGGGGCUGGUGCGUCGAUACGAGGGACCCUAUCCGAUUCUGGGAAAGGUAGGAAAGGUGUCUUAUCGUGUCGAUCUUCCACCAAAGCUGAAGAUACACCCGGUAUUCCACGUGAGCCUGCUCAAGCCAUUCCAUGGAGACCUUGAGGAUCCAGCACGAGGAGAGUCACAACGAGCACCACCAGCGACAAUAACCUCGUAUGACAAGCAAGUGAGCGAGAUCUUAGCUGAUCGAGUCAUUCGGCAACGGGGAAUUCCCAACCACACAGAGUACCUGGUCAAGUGGAAGGACCAGCUCGAUGAUGAGGCUAGCUGGGAACGCGAGGAGGACUUGUGGCAGUUCUCCAGUGCCAUCGAGGCCUACAAGGCCAGGAAGCUUGACGAGGGCGUCAAGAGCUUUGGUGGGGGAGAGUGUCACAGACCGCGAGCUCGGACGCCCAAGGGAAGGGUUGGCUCUGGGAUUGGUGGAAUGCUUAGUGCAGUUCAUGGUUUCAAUACAGGGAUCCCUUUCCUUCAAAGUCGCAUGAAGGGGCCAAAGUGGCUUCCAUUUGUAACUGGGAUUCCGUUGCUGCUAAUGUUUUCUGGAGCAAGUGCAGCAUUUGGAGGUUAUGCACUUCCGAAGUUUACUCAACUUACUGUGACUUCAUAUUAUGCUGCUUCAAGUGCCUCACAUUAUGGGAUUUCUCUGCUCACUCGGCAUAUUGAAGAGAGACAUAUUUCCCGAACUCAGCAAGAACGAUGACAUCUCAUGGUUGCACAUACUGAAGUUCUACUUAUAUAUAUCUGUGUUGCUGAAAUAUGUACAAGGGGAAAAUAAUAUAACUAUAGGCGCUGCCAGUAGUGGAUAUGGACCACCUAGUAGUGGCUUGGACAAGAUUCUCCAAGCUUCCCAGGUUUCAUUAGUUUUAGUUGGGUGAAUAUAUUUGAUGUAAUUAAGAGCCUAAGAUGCCACAAUUUGCAAAUAUUCUUCUUAAGUUAGGUUUGAGUUUUUCCUUCCUAACAAUUUGAUAUCUUGGUACUACCACUUCUGAUUCACAUAAGUUGAUGGAACUCUCAGUUUUGCAAUGAUAAUGAAUCUAGGAUGAUUCU
Messenger RNA from Rubroshorea leprosula, 5471 nucleotides. NCBI's taxonomy places the organism in Eukaryota, Viridiplantae, Streptophyta, Magnoliopsida, Malvales, Dipterocarpaceae. The record is from the annotation of a GenBank genome assembly.